Molecule: messenger RNA, 705 nt
Organism: Diospyros lotus (date-plum)
Lineage: Eukaryota; Viridiplantae; Streptophyta; Magnoliopsida; Ericales; Ebenaceae
Product: glycine-rich RNA-binding protein 4, mitochondrial
Exons: 4
Coding region: 83-493 (136 amino acids)
Molecular function (GO): RNA binding
Source: RefSeq, a predicted model, not a curated record
GUGUACAUAGAAAACCACGGGGACAGAGCGUAAAUUCGCAAUUUGCAACCUCUUUCUCAAGCGACUGUUGGCUUUGUCAGCAAUGAAUCAGAACUUGGCCUCCAUCGCAAGAAGAGUCAUAAAUCUCCGUAAAAACCCAUCUUCGGAUUGGCGUUUCUACUGCUCACCGUCCUCCGGCAACAACAACAGGCUCUUCGUCGGCGGUUUGUCCUGGUCGGUGGACGAGAAGACAUUGAAUGAUGCUUUCUCUUCUUACGGGGAUGUCACUCAAGUGAGGAUAAUGUAUGACAAAGACACUGGGAGAUCAAGGGGCUUUGGUUUUGUAUAUUUUUCAAAAGACGAAGAGGCCAAAUCUGCGAAAGAGGCAAUGGAUGGGAAGGCAUUUUUAGGUCGACCAUUGCGUAUAAGUUUUGCUCUUGAAAAAGUUCGCGGAGUGCCAGUUGUAGUCCCGCGCCUUUCAAACGCCAGCGAUAUCACCAACCGGAACAAGUAAACUCAUUUGGCCAGGUCAGACUUGAUCACUAGAUAUAGUUCAUUUCCAGUUAAAUUAAAGCAAAAUUUGUACGUUGAGAUGCUGCAGUCACUUCUCUUGAACACUGGAUGUAAGGUAGUGUCAAAAUGAUGGUCCAUGGCUGCAUUUCUCUUGCCCGUGUAAGAAUUAUUUUGACACAAUAUAUGAUCCUAUUUAUUUUAUAAAAUAACAAA